AUGGAGCAGUCCUCGGCUCAGAACCGAAUGCCGGGUCUGCCCCAUACCAGAACACCUCAGGGACCCUCGCCACAAUUCUGGAACAGUAUGGAGUCCAUGUAUCCUGAUUCACAGAUUCAAUCUUCCCAAUCCCAGCAGCCUCAGGAUGCAUCCUCUCAGCAACCAUUGGGAAUUGGCUGGGAUCAUCCAGUGCUUCAACAACAGCAGAUGCUCCAACAUCAACAGACCCAGAUGACGUCGCCGAAUGACCCCAAUCUUGAGAUUUACUCCAUUCCCCAAUCAUGGCAGCCAAACCCAUUGCAUCAACCUGGUCGUGGCUAUGUCCCAUCUCCUCAAUUCCAGACCGCACAACCACUGCAGCAGUUUCCACCAAAUCAAAUGCAGUAUGAUUCGCAUUCCCUGCAACCGUCCGAGAGCUCGGCCUUUCCUUCCUACUCCUUCCCACCGAACUUCUAUCCGCAACAACUCUCCGUGCAAGACUCGUACCAGGCACGCCCUUCACAGCAAAAUCCGCAGUCUGCGGAGUUCCAGGUGCCUACCCCGCAGCCUACCUUGUCUCAGUUCGCCGCGCCACCUGGGUAUCCCCCGGCUGAUUUGCACAAUACCAUCGACCUCACCCAAGACUUCCCCUCCGAACCUGGACAUCACCAAACCAUCGACCCACAAUUUUUGAACCCGACAACGCAAUCUGCACAACGUCAAGUCGUGAACAACAAUUUCUUGUAUGGAAAUCCUGCCGAGUUUGACCGGGCUGGUGGGCAGAUGUUCGACUAUUUUGAGAAUGACAUCUCCGCUCAACCUCAAUUCCGUGUUGGCCCCGGUCAUGCUAACCCUCAAAACGGUAUGUUUGCUUCAAGUCACAUGGGUCUCCCUGUUCCCGAGAGCAUAAGUGCGGCAAAGAAGCCUACCAAGAAACAGCCAGCAAAGAAAACUGCGAAGAAGGAGAACAAGGCAAAGGGGGCUAGUAGUGAGAGCUCUGAGGACUCUGAGCUGGAAAUUGAGGCCCCACCUGAGCCAUCGCCCAUCCCCGCAGUUCGGCCGAUUGAGCCCAUUGCAGCAGCUGUGUACGAUACUCUGCAGGCCGUGUGGUCGCCUCGAAACAAGAAAGUUUCUGCCGAUAAAGUAAAGAACGGGCUGAUGGCCUUCAAAGAAAUUAUUAAGACUCUUCGGGAUUCUUGGAAAGACCAGGUUCAGGCGAUGAAGAACGCAGAGAACCAAGGCGAUAAUGAAAAAGCCACCGAGUUGAAGAAAAGUGUGAUUUUGCAGCGCCAGACAAUGGAUAAGAUCAUGACCACCGCAAUGGAGAUGGGUCAUCCUGUGAUCGUCGAGAAGUAUGCUCCCCUCCCCAGUCCUGCCCCCACCGUUCCCUUGUACCAUGCAUGCGGAGAACAUCCGGUGGCACUUGCAGCCAUCUACUCCUUUCUGGCAGACCGAUUCCAGGCCGCUGAUUUUGAAGGAUCACUGACCAUUAACAUGAUCAAGCUUCUGGCGCAAUUCAUUACUGUAGAUGAAGAAAUUUUGCAGAAAACCAACCUUACUAAGCUGCUACCUCGCUUCAUUAAGAAAGGUGGACCAUCUAUCAAGGAGCCAGCGCAGAAAAUCUUAGAUAAUGCUGCGGCCGCUACUAAGUGGAAGCAAAAGAAUGCCGAGAUAGCGGAUGAUUCCUCAGCGAAAGGCUCGUCUGCAGAUUCUCCCUCGGCGGAAAUUGCUGGCUCGAAACGCCCACGAGACGGUGAGAGUAAUACCCAGCCUGCCACGAAGCGGAUGGUUGUUACGUCGAACCCAAAGGAUCUGAGUAAACCUGCCGUGCCAGCUAAUGGUGUGGGCAAGCGACCUGUCGAAGGCGCUCAGAAUGGCAAGGCCGCCACCACAGCAGCGCCUCGCCCUAGAGCCAAUGUUGUGGCACCCAAGCCUUCAAGUCUUUUUGGCGCAUUGAGCUCUGCUUCCAAGCGACCAGGAACAACAAAUGCCGAAAGAGCCGCAGCAAUCGCUGCAGGGAAGCCUGCACCUGCUGCGGAGAAGAAGGAAAAGCCCGCAGCACCCCCUCCUAAACCCGCUUUCUCCUUUGGUGACAUCAUGGCCGAUCUCAGCAAACCCAAAGAGCCCGUUGUCGUCAAGCCCACUGAGGAAAGAGCCCCGGAGACGGAAGAAGAACGGACAAAGCGGCUACGUAAAGAAGAGCGACGCAAGCUGCGUGUCACCUGGAAACCAGACGAUUCACUCACAGAGGUCCGGUUGUUCACCCAUGAUCCUGACGAAGAGCUGGGCCCUGGUGAUGGUUCCUUGCGCGGCGCGGGAGAUGUGAAGGGCGAAGGGAGUGUUCUCAAGCUUCACAAAGAUUUGGAGGAGCUAGAGGAAGACGACCUUGGUGGUAUGCGGGAGAUCAGUUACGGCGAAUACCCUGCUCUCACUGAAGUGGUCAUUGAAUCGGAUGAAAUGAAGAACGGCAACUUCAUUAAACGUGGCGGAAACCAAAUCCCCAGCAGCCCCGAGAAAGAGGCUCAGGAUCACCGCGACCGACGUCCCCUCGACUCCGAAGGAGCCCCCGCUCCUGAGGCCGACGAGGCUGUCCCUGAUGUUAUUCCUUUCGGAGAAUUGCCCGAUACCAUCAAGGCCCGGCAAGAACGGUACUUCGAAUACAUGAAUCCCAAACCCGCGCCGCCUCCCCCGGCUCAGCUCCAACCCCAGCCAAACCAAGCAGCCGGUGGAUUUGACAUUUCCAAUAUCUUGAAAAUGAUCCAUGCAGGAACGCAACAGCAAUCAACACCCCCACCGCAGACCGCGCAACAACCUGCGGCCCCGAUGUCCGAUCUGGAGCGCACCAUCAACAUGUUUCGCCAGCAACAGCCCAUCGUCCCUCAAGUUCCUCAAGUCCCUCAAGCCUCGUUACCUCAGCUACCGGUUGGGGGCAUUGAUUUCCAAAAUAUUCUUAAUGUCAUGAAACAGUUGCAGCCAGGCGCAUACACCCAACCACAGCAGACCCAGCCUGCAAUUGCUCCCAACUUCGGAGCCAUGUUCGGGCAAUUCCCCGGUCAGAACCAACAGUCCGGUCCCCCACAGCACAUGCAGUCAGGAAUAAAUUACGAAGAUCCUGAACGUCUGAAACGCAUGCGUGAGGACCCAUCGGCCGAUGGCCAGUACGACCCUUCAUGGAGUCGUCAGAAGCGGACCAAAGCCAACGAGACCAAGCCGUACAAAUAUGGACUGGUUGCAUGCAAGUUCUGGGCUGAAGGGAAAUGCAGAAAAGGCGACAACUGCACUUUCCGCCAUGAUUAA
Molecule: messenger RNA, 3276 nt
Organism: Penicillium longicatenatum
Lineage: Eukaryota; Fungi; Ascomycota; Eurotiomycetes; Eurotiales; Aspergillaceae
Exons: 8
Coding region: 1-3276 (1091 amino acids)
Molecular function (GO): metal ion binding
Source: RefSeq, a predicted model, not a curated record